Messenger RNA from Zychaea mexicana, 2163 nucleotides. Its product is annotated as glycoside hydrolase superfamily. The transcript has 11 exons. Gene Ontology annotation, biological process: glucan catabolic process. NCBI's taxonomy places the organism in Eukaryota, Fungi, Mucoromycota, Mucoromycetes, Mucorales, Lichtheimiaceae. The record is from RefSeq and is a predicted model, not a curated record. Gene Ontology annotation, molecular function: beta-glucosidase activity. The coding region runs from base 1 to 2163 and encodes 720 amino acids.
AUGAUUUUACCAUCACUGACAUCAAUCACCUUAUUAGCACUGACUGGGAUACUCGCCCAGGCAAAGCCAACCAGCAACCUCCGAACUUGGGAUGAGGCAUAUGCUAAAGCAGAACAGGUUGUCAGCAAAAUGUCUAUCGAACAAAAAGUUGGCCUCACGACCGGCAUGGGAUGGGGCAUAACCAACUGUGUGGGCAACACCUAUGCUUCCGAAGACCCGGAUUUCCCUUCACUUUGUCUCCAAGAUGGUCCGCUUGGUACACGCUAUGCUUCCAAUGCAACAGCCGGAGUGUCUGGCAUUAACGCAGCAGCCACAUUCGAUCGCAAUCUAAUGUACAAGCGUGCCGAGGUUAUUGGAAAGGAAAGUCGUGGUAAAGGUGUGCAUAUACAGCUUGGUCCUAGCGUCGAUAUGUUACGUGCUCCUAAUGGUGGUCGCGGUUGGGAAGGCUUUGGUGAAGAUCCGUAUCUGCAGGGCGUUGCUGGCGCUGAAUUUGUGAAAGGCGUACAAGACCAGAAUCUGGUGGCCACUGCCAAGCACUAUGUGUUAAACAACCAAGAAACAAACCGAACCACAUCAAACUCGGAUGUGGACGAUCGCACACUUCGUGAGAUAUAUGUAUGGCCGUACGCUCGCAUGGUGGAGGCUGGUAUCGGCUCCGUUAUGUGUAGCUACAACUACUAUGAAGAUGUUCACAUAUGCGAAAAUGAUUAUAUGUUGAACACUGUCUUAAAGAAAGAGCUAUCGUUUAGAGGCUUUGUGAUGAGCGAUUGGGGCGCAACUCACUCAACUGCUCCUUCUGCUAAUGGUGGUUUGGACAUGACCAUGCCUGGCGAUAUCAAUUACGGAGAUGGCUUGUCGUAUUUUGGUCCAAAUUUGACAAAGGCUGUUGAAAAUGGAGAAGUUACCGAAGAGCGACUUACUGACAUGGCCACCCGCAUCGCCGCAGCUCACUUUAAAGUGGGUCAAGAUAAGGACUACCCUGAAACUACACUCAGAAGCUUUGAUCGUCAAAACGAACCGGAGGUGAUUGUGACAUCCGAUGAUCACAUAAAUUUUGUUCGCGAAAUUGGUGCCGCUUCGUUGAUACUGCUUACCAAUGACGGCAUUUUACCUCUUUCCUCUAAAGAUUUCGGAAAAAUCGCUAUUGUCGGCAGUGACGCUGCACCUCCAUCCGUCGAAUGCACAGAUCUGGCCUGUAACGAUGGAACCUACGUCCAGGGCUGGGGCUCAGGAACAGUGGAUUUCCCCUACAUUAUUUCUCCCACCGAAGGCAUCACCAACCGUGCUGGCGAUUCUGUAAAAGUUGUCCACACAUAUGAUGAUUGGGAUACUGAAGCUGCCGCAGAGUUGGCAAGUGAUGCCGAUAUUGCAUUUGUAUUUGCCAAGACCGAAGCUGGUGAAGAAUAUCUCAUGGUUGAUGGAAACAAUGACCGUAAGAACUUGACCUUGUGGAACAAUGGUGAUAACUUGAUUCAAGCCGUAGCCGACGCCAAUGAAAACACCGUUGUUGUAAUCCACUCUGUGGGCCCCGUCCUCAUGCCUUGGAUUGCCCAUAAAAAUAUUAAGGCAGUCGUCUGGCCUGGUCUUCCUGGUCAAGAGACCGGAAACUCACUUGCCGAUGUUCUCUUUGGUGAUGUUAACCCAUCUGGUCGCCUGCCUUACACUAUUGCCAAGAAAGAGGAGGACUAUGGUGCUCAUAUCUCAGCAGAGUAUAAUAUCGAAUACGGCGAAAAACUCAACGUUGGUUACCGCCACUUUGAUGCCAACGAUAUUGAGCCUCUCUUUGCCUUUGGUUACGGUCUUUCUUACUCUACCUUUGACUAUGGCAAGCUCAAGGUCAACACCAAGCGUGGCAAGCGUGAUACGUUGGCUACUGCCACUGUGUUUGUUAGAAACACUGGCGAUGUCGAUGGCGCAGAAGUUGCCCAGGCUUACAUCUCUUUCCCCGAGUCUGCUGGUGAGCCACCAAAGGUACUCCGUGGUUUCGAGCGCGUGUAUUUAAAGGCUGGUCAGCAACGCAAGGUCAACUUUGAGUUCACCGAGACCGACCUCAGCAUUUAUGAUGAAGAAUCUAGCUGCUGGGUUGUUCCUGAGGGAGAAUAUACCGUUUCCAUCGGUGCAAGCAGCCGUGACAUCCGUGAAUCAGCAACCUUUGAAUUGUAA